AUGAGCAGUAAUCAUGUUAAAUUUAAUGACCAGGAGGAUGGAGCCAUCCAUUCCCAAGAUAAAGGAAUAACUAUGAACGAAGAUGGUUUUAAAACAACAAAGAAGAGAACCUUUAAUUUGGCUGAUGACAGUGACAGUGACAGUGACGAUCAGGCUCCUGAGGAAGAAGGGGCUGCCAAAACAAAAGAAGAUAUUGAAAAGAAACUACAGGUUAGUGAAGAUGCCAAGAAAUUAGAACAACAGCAAUUAAAAGAGAAGAGAAGAAAGCAGAAUGCAUUAUUUCAAGAGCAACAAUCAGUCAAAAAACAGAAGGUUGUUACUAGUGAAGACGUUAUAGAACCAUUGGAGGAACUUCCUGCUGAACUUUUGAAAGAAGUGGAGCAAACAGAGGCAGCCAAACCAACUCAUAUAAGUUUUAAUCAAGACUCAGGUAUUGACAAUGAUUCUGAUGAUUCCGAUGUAGAGAGCACAAUACGAAAGGAAGCUACUAAGAAGAGAAAAAAUCAACUAAAGGAUCUCAGAAGGAAAACAAUUAAGAAAGGACCUGUUAGUGUAACCCUGUUAAGCUCGUCCUCUCAAACUAGGUCAAUGGCACCAAAGAAAGAAGUUCAAAUAACAAGUACUAAAGAUAAAUGGCUAAGGAGAAAGACUUUGAACAGGAGGUAA
This is a messenger RNA of Maudiozyma barnettii, 666 nucleotides long. RefSeq names its product Bud21p (gene BUD21). Bases 1 to 666 code for a protein of 221 amino acids. Gene Ontology annotation, molecular function: snoRNA binding. NCBI's taxonomy places the organism in Eukaryota, Fungi, Ascomycota, Saccharomycetes, Saccharomycetales, Saccharomycetaceae. Gene Ontology annotation, biological process: rRNA processing. The record is from RefSeq and is a predicted model, not a curated record. The transcript has a single exon.